Cryptotermes secundus is the source of this 7415-nucleotide messenger RNA. Its product is annotated as ras-like GTP-binding protein Rho1. Gene Ontology annotation, molecular function: GTPase activity; GTP binding. Gene Ontology annotation, biological process: small GTPase-mediated signal transduction; cell migration. NCBI's taxonomy places the organism in Eukaryota, Metazoa, Arthropoda, Insecta, Blattodea, Kalotermitidae. The coding region runs from base 354 to 932 and encodes 192 amino acids. The transcript has 6 exons. The record is from RefSeq and is a predicted model, not a curated record.
UGCUGGAGUGGUUGGUUAUGCAAGUAAUGUGUGUUUGGGAAGUGGGUUCAGUUAGUUUAUUUUUUAUGUUGUUUGUAAUAAGUAAUACCUUGAAUUGAAAUUUGUGUGUCGUAUUAACAUUGUGAGAAGUCUUGUAAUGUAGUUUGUAGGAUUCUCAGUUUGUAUCGGAAGUCUUGAGUUAAUCAGAAGUGAAUUGAGGUGUGGUCCACAAUAUUUCAGCCAUCUUUUGAAACAACUUGGGCCGCAUAGUGUAUUCUGAUAGAAUCCAAACCAGCUCUGGGGCCCACCAUGACGACCUCCUAUGCAGUGGUUACCAUGGAUUCUUUCCCUGGGGAUAAAGCAGCAAGGAAAUCAUGGCUGCCAUAAGGAAGAAACUUGUCAUUGUUGGAGAUGGUGCCUGCGGUAAGACUUGUCUGCUCAUAGUUUUCAGUAAGGAUCAGUUUCCAGAAGUGUAUGUUCCUACUGUUUUUGAAAAUUAUGUGGCUGACAUAGAGGUUGAUGGAAAACAGGUAGAGCUGGCACUAUGGGAUACAGCAGGACAGGAGGACUAUGACAGGCUACGACCCUUGUCUUACCCGGACACAGAUGUCAUAUUAAUGUGUUUUUCCAUUGACUCGCCAGAUUCAUUGGAAAAUAUUCCAGAGAAAUGGACCCCUGAAGUAAAGCAUUUUUGCCCUAAUGUUCCAAUUAUUCUUGUUGGAAACAAGAAGGAUUUGCGGAAUGACCCUAACACAAUUAAAGAACUUGGUAAGAUGAAACAGGAGCCUGUAAAGCCGGAAGAAGGCCGGGCGAUGGCAGAGAAGAUUAAUGCAUUUGCAUAUUUGGAAUGUUCUGCCAAAAGCAAAGAAGGUGUUCGUGAAGUGUUUGAGACUGCAACUAGGGCUGCAUUACAGGUGAAGAAGAAGAAGAAGGGAAGGUGUAGGUUGUUGUAAUGUACAUUAAGUACAUUUUGCCUGCAAUCGCACUGAUCUGAAUGAAGAGGCAGGAUGAACUACAUGGUAAUCUACUAGACCUGAUGUCCAGAAUUGUGCUACGUCAGAUUUGAUAGUUGCUGUGCUUUACAUGGCAUUAUUGGCAAGAUGGACAUAGUUCAUGGAGUCUGUUAAUCUUCUUAUUCAGUUGUAUGUAUACCUGCAUACUAUACUGUAAUGCACUUUCCUUUCAUGCCCUUUGUGCAGUCUCUUGUUCUGGUUGUGCUACUGUAGGCCUUGAGUGUAUCCUCGUAUUUGGUCUUUGUGGGCUUCCUGUAACAAGACUGAUACAGUGGGCUUCAUUUUGUUUGUACAUUUUUUCCUUGUAAUUCUUAGAAAAGUUAAGAAGUUUGAAGAGUAGCCUAGUUAGAAACCUUACAUAAUCUUGGUACUUUAUAUUUGUUACAUGUUUUUUUAAUGCAUUGCAGACAAAUCUCUUUAAUAUUUAGCAGUUUGAAAGCAGAUGAUGGAGUCAAUAUGUUGCUAAUGGAAUCAUACUUUGCCAUGAGAUGGCCAAUGCUUUUACAGCCUGGAUGCAUGUUAAAGUCAGAUGCUUAUUACCCAAUGUGUUCAGAAGCUUUAAAACAGUGUCAUUAAAAUACAAUCAAAUUAAAGUACUGGUACUAGAUUUUACUGGAUACUGCGCUACGUAAUAUGUGAUAAUGGUUAGUACUGAAAAAAUUUGAAUAUAAUAUAGAAUGAUUACAUAUGUAUGAAUUAUCAGUUGACUAUUGAGUGUCUUAGAACUGAUCAUGUUCAUGUGGUAAUGUAAGGCACCAUAUCUGGGCAUACUGUUAAGCGUUGCUAGUUUAUUUUGUUUCUUCGUGUCUUAAAAGUAUUCAGCAUCGUUUCAGUGUUGUUAGAAAUGCAGGAAUAUGAAAUGAAAUAGUAAAAAUCCUUUGACAUAUAAAAGGAAAAUGCCAAAAAUUUAGAAUACUACUAAUAAGCCAGUCCACUUUGGUGCAAGCAUAAAACUCUUGCUUGGGAACGGUGUGGUAAUUGGUUUUGCUGUCUGUCAGUCUAUGAAUAUUUCUGCAUUGGAUGUAGUUGUGUAGACACCCACAUACAUCUACCAACAGAGUUGUAACUCAUAUUACCUAUUUCACAGUUGAAGACAUUUAAUUUUUUCUAAACAUUUACUACAUGUGUAAAGAAAAUAGGUCUUGUUAAUAAGAGAAUAAAAGAUCUUAGCACUGUUUUCCACUGUCAUACAAUGUAGUGUUUGUCAAGUUUUGUGAUGACUGCACCUGUUCUCACUGCUGCAUUUCACUUAUGUAUUCUUCUUUAUUUAUAUUUAUAUAACAUGUUUUAGUCUGUAUAAGACCAUCAUUCUUGUACAUUGCAACACUCUCCAUUUUGUAAAAUGAAGCACAUAUUAAAAAUUAAAGUUGAAUAAAAAAGUACUGUCAUGUGUAGGGAUUUGUGCAGGGUUUUGGAUUGUCUGAUUUGAUUUGUUGACACCAUAUACAUCCAUUACUCGGGAGUACAGGCAAUACAGCGCUGUCGCUACUCUACAAAUUUUCAGUUCGCCGUUGCCCACACACUAGGAUUCUGUCUUCACUAGUUGUUUCUUAGCAAUGGAUUGGUAACAGCCUGACACUUCAAAUCACAGACAAAGUCUUUGCACAGGCUUCCUGCUGUUAUUUUGGAACUUCAGCUAAAUUCAGUUCCAAGCUGAUAUCCCAGCAGGCUGGCUUCUCAGAACUCGACUUGACUAAACUGAUUUUCUAUUGACUGUGUCCUUUUAUAACCCCUCAGCAUGGACCACACAGAAAACACCUCUGUUAUUAUUAGGGAAGCAUGUUUACUGGUCCAUUACCUAGCCAUGAACAUCCUUCUGUUGUGUACACGAAAUUUGCGGGAAUGUGUUUACCAGGUCAUUGCCUAGCAAUGGUUAUACACGUCACAGUAUAUAAUGUUAUGCUGAUAAGAACAUGAUUUUCAUAACUUUAUGAAAACUGUGAUGCAGCUUCUUGUAGGCUUGCACUGCAGAUUUUUGUUGCUGGAGUUCAGUUGUUAGAAAUGUGUUUCCCAUAACCUGGUGAAGACUGGGAUGCACUACUCUGUGGGGUCGUGGUAUAGUAUUUCAGUGAUGUUCAUCUGUCCAUUGGAACUGCUCCUGUUUUUAGGUGAUGGGCAGAUGUGUUGGCAGUGUGGUGCCUCUGUCUGUCUGGUAGAGACUACACAUCUGCAUAUCGCAUGAAAACAUGGACAAAUGGACAUCACUGACAUACUACACCAUGAGCCCACAAAGAAUAAUGCAGCAUAGUACUCAUAUGGAAGACAUGUUUAAUAGCUGAACACCAGCAAUGAAAUUCUGCGGUGUGAGCCAACAAGAAGCAGCAUCAGAGUGUUCAUAAAGUUACAAAAAGCAUAGAAAUCACAUUCUUAUGAAAGUAACAUUAAUACCUUUAAUGCUUAUUUAGUUUCAGUUUUUAAUGAGUGCUUCACUUAACAAAAUAAACACAGUGCCUCAGCUUGCAAGAAAUACACCUUGUGAUGAUCUUGUACAGACCAAAACAUGUCGUAUGAAAGUAAACAGUGAGAGCAACUGUACAGUCAUCACAAAACUCAGUGCACGUUGCAUUGUAAGACAGAAUGUCAGAUGCAACAGGAUGCUGAAAUAUAAUAUUAGAAAAAGAGUAUUUAUGUUGUCCAUGGGUGUGUAAGUCUCUUUAAGGGUGCACUGGAUAAAGUUUAUAUUUUUAGUGUGUCACAAAAAUAUGUUUAUUGAUAGCCAAAGUUGUCUUUCUUUUGACUCAUGUCCUGUAGCUUCCAAUGUAAUUUUUCCACGUUUUUAAAAUACUGCCAGUAUUUUGGUAGCCUGCUUUAUGCUCUGUAUGAAUUUUGAGAGGAAAGAAUGGCUUUUACAGUACUGCAGACUCUUACUUUAAUGUUUUGCAGUGUUUUUGAUAUUGGCCACCUCCUGGAGAAUGGGUCAUGGUGGAAUAUAACGUACUCUGGCCUGAAGGUUGAUAUCAAGGUUUCAAAGUACUUUUUUUCUGAGGGCAGUAUGAGCAUGGAGGAGAUAAUCAUUGAUUUGUUACUGUUGCUGGUAAUCUGUGCUGGCUCUUGCUUAGUUUAUGUUCUGUGCAGUGUGACAGAGCAUCUUAGGGAAGUUGAUAGCAAUGCAUUAGCUCUAGUCCUACUCAUGAUAGAUUACUGAACAAGUUGAUCAACAUUGCUUUCUCUAUCCAUCUUUUGGACCUUGGCUGCUUUUUCAGUUUCUUAAUCCUAUACAGAGUCAGUAGGACUCCUUGGAGGGGCGAUCAGUGGGUUGCAAGGCUGCUAUCUACACUCAGAACAAUGCAAACUCAGAAUAAAUGCACAAAAAUCAUCCAUGCCUGAGUGGAAUUUGAACCCACAAUCCCAGUGUUUGAGCAGGCAAACUCAGUUCAUGCCUUAGACCAUGCAGCCACUGUGAUGAUCAGCUAUUGCUUUGUCUAGUGUAUACUUAAUAUUGUUUUAUGUCUCUUAAACAGUGCAUUAAUUAUAGGUGUGUUUAAUUUUUGUUGGAAAUCUUUAGUCACAUAUUACAGGCAACACAUUUUUGUUUUGCAUGGUAAAUGUAUCCUAAUAGCAAAAUGGUUCUUUGUAUUGUCUGUUAAAAAUCUCCCAGGAGGAUAAUUAAUUGUCCUUAAUAACCAUUUUAGAGGUUACCUGUAGAUUGCAGUAUAAAAUUUCUUUCACCCCCCCCCCUCAUUUUCUUCAGAGCGGUUUAGUAGAUUGAAAAUGUUAUAUUGUGCUGUUAUGAUCUGAAUAUCUUCUCCUAACAUCAUUCCUGUUUUAUAGGAUUGAUGGACAGAAGUCUGAUAUCUUUAUUCUAUUUACAAUCUUUCCAUUUUGAUUUCUUGCCACCUGUUUUCUCCCUUCUUCUGGAUCAUCUCGUAGGUCCCUUUCAUUUAAAUUUCAGCUGUUAACGAACUUCUUGGUGUCCUUGUUCAGUCCAUCCUUUUUACAUGGCUAAAUCAUUUUAUUCAUACGUCUUAACUCCACUAACAAACACUUGGAUCCUGCUUCUCAAAAACAUUUUGUCUAUAAUUUUCUCCAUUCUCUCUCAAUAUUUCCCAGAAUUUUCAUAUCCAAUUUUUUGGAUGUUGCUUUUGUUUCUCUUUGUAGGGGUCUAUUUUUCAGCAUUACAUGUUAUAUAUCAGAUGUGACCAAACUAUGGUGGUCCACUUGUAUAUUCUAAUCAAGAGGUUUUUAAACUUCUUUGUAGUUUGUAUUGUAUACUUAUUGUAUACCAAAAUUAGAUGCCUUAUAGCGACCUAUCCACUUAUUGUAUAGCUAAACAAUAUAAAAGAUGACAAAAAAACAGUAUUAAAAGUAUGCAAUGGUAGCCUGUAUGUAUAUAAAUAUUUUAAACAUUUACCUUCUUAAUGAAGAGUUGGUAUAGCGAUGGGCUACGGGCUAGACUGCUGGGGUCCAGUUUCCAGCAGUGUCAAGAUUUUUCUCUUCUCCAUAGUGUUCAGACUGACUCUGGGACCUACCCAGCCUCCUAUCCCAUGGGUUCUGGGGGCUCUUUCCUCAGGGAUAAAGCUACUGUGACAUGAAAGUGACUGCUCACCUCCAUCUGCUGCAGAUGUCAAGAAUGAUUAACCUAUACCUGCACUCCCUAAUAUAUCAUAGCAUAGUGCUUAAUUAAGUACAGAGACAACUUUAGUGUACUUUAGUUUACUCCUCCCCUGCUGUAGCACUUUAAUAACAUGAUUCCACCCUCAGAUCGUCCUUGACACCCUCAAGGCAUCUGCUGUACUUUGAUGUAAUGUACAGUAAUGUAGAAAAUGCUGAUUACAAGUCAAGAUGGCACAAACAGCAAGAGAAUAUGAAUUGUGAAUUCUUCAACAGCCAAAUAUUCAUCUCUGACAGUUAGCUGAAAGUUGCACAUAUCCUAAUUCUGGAACACCAGUUGAAGAGUCCUGUCACUUGAACAGUCAGUGAAAUGUGUUGCGUUUCCUCUGAUGGUGCAUCGAAAAGCAGCCUGAUCCAGUCAUGGUUUUGAUAUUCCAGUACCUUAGGAAAUAUUAGCAAGAUCCCAAGGUGGUUAGUUGUCUUGAAUAUAAUGUUGUCAAUGACUGAAGAUUCCAGUUUACAGCUUUUUGUUUCCAAGUUGAAAUUUUCCUGACAAACCCAUUUUGUGUGUGUGCACACGUGCGUUCUUCUCUCUUCUAAGUUUCACCAAUUUUUGCAAAUCUUCGCUAGAUAGCCAUCUUAUAUUUGCACAUGAAAUGCUUCUUCAUGGUUGCAUUCCAUGGCUUUGCACAGUUUUGAAUAGAAUGGAUAAUUUAGAACCCAGUUGCUAAUGAAGUUUACUACAGUAAGUGCUUCUUGUAGGAGUUUGCUGUGGUCAGGGGUAAUUUUCUUUGUGUCCAGUGUCUGCUUUCCACUGAUACAGUGUAUAUAAAUUUCAUCAUCAGCAUUAAUGGUUGUGUUUUUUUUUUUUGCCAAGAGCAGCAACACAUUUAUUCCACAACUGUUCAUUUUCUAUGAACUCUUAAUUUUGCAAAAAAUGUCUUCACCUGUGUUUCCUUCCAUUGGUUGACAAAACAGUAGGUCUUCAUGCACACAGUUCUCAAAGCAGUAAGACACAUGUGUAAGAAAUUGUCCUAAAUUUUAAAUAUUGAUUGAUUUGUCAAAUUCAGUUGCAAAUUGUUGGCUUUUUAACUUGAUUGUGAUGUUCUCAGUGCCUGUUUUGGAGCUGUUCUAUGUUGUUUGUCAAUGCUUUCUGCUCACAGGCUUUUCAUUUUCCUCUAAGAAAAGUGAGUUGGCUUGUUUUUAAAUUCCACAUGUUCUCUAACUCUCAGUCUUACCAAUUUUAUAGGUUUCAUGCCAAUAUUUUUCAGCAAUUCAGACACUGGACACUUCUUGCAAUCAGUAGUGGAAUAAAGAAAUCCAUGUUCAAGAUGGGCUUCAUGGAAUUUUCUCAGAUUUCCUCUGCUAAAUCUUGCAACUGUAACAUUUCCAACACUUAAUAACUGAUUCUGCUCGUUGCUGAGGUGGCGGCAGGAACGUUUUCUGAUGUGAGAUGUUGAUUGGCACUUGUGCGAGGUUCAUUACUAUCACAUUUAGGUGUCUUAGCAGUAGGUUCAUGAAUAACCCAUUCGUCCAUGGUGAAGCAUUUAUUAAAACUUAAAAAGAAACGAUGGGAAGGAAUGUAUUACACUAUUGAACAAACCUGUGGAUGAUCAGAUGCACUAAGAAACAGUACCACUGACCUGUCAGUAAAAACUGUUCAAUUGCUAAUUGCACAAAGGACUGAAUGAGAGGAUUGUAUAGACAGUUUUUGCAGGGUUGGAUUAGUACUGUUAGGUGUAUUGCUGGCAUUUUUGCGAGGAGUUCAAGAAUGUAAUGAAAAGGAUAGAAGACUAUGAAGGUGUGAUAACUGCUGGAGUAAGAUUAGCAAAGAUAUAGAACUAGCCUACACAGCUGAGAUUGUUGGAAAUU